AUGGAUACAUAUGGAAUUCAGAGAUAUAGAUGGAAUGGAAAAGAAAAUAAAAAAAUAGAAAAGAAAAGAGAAAAGAAAAUAGAAAAUAAAAUAGAAAAUAAAAUAGAAAAUAAAAUAGAAAAUAAAAUAGAAAAGAAAAUAGAAAAGAAAAUAGAAAAGAAAAUAGAAAAGAAAAUAGAAAAUAAAAUAGAAAAGAAAAUAGAAAAGAAAAUAGAAAAGAAAAUAGAAAAGAAAAUAGAAAAGAAAAUAGAAAAGAAAAUAGAAAAGAAAAUAGAAAAGAAAAUAGAAAAGAAAGUAGAAAAGAAAAUAGAAAAGAAAAUAGAAAAGAAAAUAGAAAAGAAAAUAGAAAAGAAAAUAGAAAAGAAAAUAGAAAAGAAAAUAGAAAAGAAAAUAGAAAAGAAAAUAGAAAAGAAAAUAGAAAAGAAAAUAGAAAAGAAAAUAGAAAAGAAAAUAGAAAAGAAAAUAGAAAAGAAAAUAGAAAAGAAAAUAGAAAAGAAAAUAGAAAAGAAAAUAGAAAAGAAAAUAGAAAAGAAAAUAGAAAAGAAAAUAGAAAAGAAAAUAGAAAAGAAAAUAGAAAAGAAAAUAGAAAAGAAAAUAGAAAAGAAAAUAGAAAAGAAAAUAGAAAAGAAAAUAGAAAAGAAAAUAGAAAAGAAAAUAGAAAAGAAAAUAGAAAAGAAAAUAGAAAAGAAAAUAGAAAAAAAAAUAGAAAAGAAAAUAGAAAAGAAAAUAGAAAAGAAAAUAGAAAAGAAAAUAGAAAAGAAAAUAGAAAAGAAAAUAGAAAAGAAAAUAGAAAAGAAAAUAGAAAAGAAAAUAGAAAAGAAAAUAGAAAAGAAAAUAGAAAAGAAAAUAGAAAAGAAAAUAGAAAAGAAAAUAGAAAAGAAAAUAGAAAAGAAAAUAGAAAAGAAAAUAGAAAAGAAAAUAGAAAAGAAAAUAGAAAAGAAAAUAGAAAAGAAAAUAGAAAAGAAAAUAGAAAAGAAAAUAGAAAAGAAAAUAGAAAAGAAAAUAGAAAAGAAAAUAGAAAAGAAAAUAGAAAAGAAAAUAGAAAAGAAAAUAGAAAAGAAAAUAGAAAAGAAAAUAGAAAAGAAAAUAGAAAAGAAAAUAGAAAAGAAAAUAGAAAAGAAAAUAGAAAAGAAAAUAGAAAAGAAAAUAGAAAAGAAAAUAGAAAAGAAAAUAGAAAUUGUAAAAGUAGAAGAUAGAAGAUAA
Molecule: messenger RNA, 1203 nt
Organism: Psylliodes chrysocephalus
Lineage: Eukaryota; Metazoa; Arthropoda; Insecta; Coleoptera; Chrysomelidae
Source: the annotation of a GenBank genome assembly